UACCAUAGAAAUAUCUCACAGCUAUACAUCACAAUAAAAUGAUUUACCAAGGCACCAUGCACUCCUCCAAGGACCCAUGCACCCCCACACAUGCGCGCGCAUAAAGAAAAGAUGCACAACGAACCGGAAUCUGACAACCCCUCCUUUUGUUCUCCUUGCUUCCUAACGCAGUUCUGUCAAACUUUUAAAGAGAAGGUCAGAUUCUGACACUUCGGUUAGUUUUUUUUAUUCAUUUGAGGGGAAAUCGGCUUCGCGGGAUCACUGUACUCUUUGCAACUUGCUAUUCACUUUGAGUGCCUGUACGUUAAUCAGUUGGUUACAACGGUUUCAAACGAAUUCCAUAUUUCCAAAAGGGCAGCAGGCGAGAUGUGAAGUUGGGUUUACAAGAAGUAGCAUUUCGAAUUUAAGAGUCGAACACCUGACGCUGGUCACCUGCUACUGGUCAUCUGACGCACGGUCACCUGAUACUAGUCACCUGGUCAGCUGGUCAUUUGGUAGAAAACAGAUACCCAAACUUUAUCCUUCUUCCAUAUCCAAAUCAAAAUCAUCUAAGAUCCAAUCAAGAUGAUUAACUUUGCGUUUCGGCGUCUCCUAUUCUCGUGCGCUUCAUUGGUUCUCUUGGCAAUGCUGCUCGUCCCUGUCCCGACCAAGGCCCAGUACUGUACCUCACGGGGAUGCUGCCCGGGAAGAGACGAUGAAUGCACCGCUCGAUACUAUGAUACCCUCUGCUACUGCGAUGUGUUCUGUAAUAUGACGGCUAUGGAUUGUUGCCCUGAUUUUUGGUACUACUGCAUGGGGGCGCCCCGCCCAACUCUACCGCCAACAGAAGGGCCGAAAUACGAUUACUGCAUUUACAAAGGGGUCAUUUAUAAUCCUGGAACUUCUAUCAAACGCAAUUGCAAUACAUGCGUAUGUAGGCUUGGCUACGACGGUGACGCUGAAUUCGAGUGCGAGGAUAAUCCAUGUCUCGUCGACCCAAUCACAAUAGAUGACGUCAACGACGAUUAUUACCUCGGAUGGAGAGCAAGCAAUUAUUCAUUUCUUUGGGGGUUGACCCAACCAGAGGGAGUUCUGUACCGUCUUGGAACGUUCCCGCCCGGUCGAGCCGUCUCACAGAUGGUCGAGGUUAUCAUUCAGCCAGAGGGCGCACUCCCUGAACGAUUCGACUCGAGAGAAAUCUGGCCCGGACUCAUUGGCGAGGUCGUCGAUCAGGGUAACUGUGGGAGCUCCUGGGCGAUAUCGACCGCUAGUGUUGCCUCUGAUAGGCUUGCAAUCCAAUCGUCCGGGGAAUUGAAUCCUCGUCUAUCUGAGCAGCAUCUGUUGUCUUGUAACUUCCGAGGUCAGCGGGGAUGCAGUGGGGGCUACCUCGACAGAGCUUGGUAUUAUCUACGCAAGUCAGGGUUGCUGUCUCGUGCAUGCUAUCCAUACCACAGUGGUGUUGCUGAGGACACUGUUAUGAGGAAGCUCCAGUGUCGAGUCCCGUAUGGCUCUAACCGAUGCCCCGCCGCUGGUGUUACCUCCGACCUCUUCGUCAGCACGCCUCCCUAUCGUAUUGCUGCCAGGGAAGCAGAUAUCAUGACUGAGAUUUACCGGAAUGGUCCGGUGCAAGCUACAUUCAACGUUAAGAACGAUUUCUUUGUCUACAACCGAGGUGUGUACCGCCACGUCAAGCAGGACUUUACCGCCAGUCAAACGGACACAGCCCAGGCCGGAUGGCACUCUGUCAAGAUUGUUGGUUGGGGAGUUGACCGUUCAAUCCCGAACAAUCCCAUCAAAUACUGGCUUUGCACGAACUCCUGGGGUCGUAACUGGGGCGAGCAAGGAAUGUUCCGAAUCAUUCGAGGCGUCAAUGAAUGCGAGAUCGAAUCCUUUGUACUAGGCGUCUGGAUGCAGGUUGGUCACAACCACAUGUCUGGAUGAAACGGUGGACGACGACGACACCGAUGAACUAAGAAGUGACAGAUGACAGAGGCGGAAGGAACGAAUGUUAUAAAUAUAUAUUAUUGAGAUGGUUCUUAUUUGGUUAACAUAAUAUGGUAAUCGUGUAUCUGGCAUUAUAAACGAAAUAUGACGAAUUACUUUAAGCUCAUUGUCGAGUCCGAAACAUGUUGAUUGUGUAGGAAAAGGCGGCUCCAGGAUAACUUGAUUGGGGCACGGGAAGAUCCCCCUCCCUCAAAAAAGGAGGAAAAAAUCCAUAACCUUCUUUCCACAGUUAAUUACAGGGUCACGUUGAUUGAGAUACUCGACCAUGUCCUCUCUUUGUGGCACCCUUCACUCUAAGAAAAAUAGGUUCAACUUUGCACCUCUAAAGGUGCAGAACAGAUGUCACACUGGGCGCACCUUUUAAGGUGCAACUUUGUACCUUUUAGAAAGGUUGCUACUUUUUACCUCUCUGAAGGUGCACAUUAGGGAAAGAGUUCCAUAUGUACUCCCAUCAAGUUGGUGAGGAUGAAUUAAG
Molecule: messenger RNA, 2458 nt
Organism: Lytechinus variegatus (green sea urchin)
Lineage: Eukaryota; Metazoa; Echinodermata; Echinoidea; Temnopleuroida; Toxopneustidae
Product: tubulointerstitial nephritis antigen-like
Exons: 10
Coding region: 565-1920 (451 amino acids)
Biological process (GO): proteolysis
Cellular component (GO): lysosome
Molecular function (GO): cysteine-type peptidase activity
Source: RefSeq, a predicted model, not a curated record